AUGGCCGUGAGUGUAGCGGUCCCAGCGCAAAGCAGUCCAGCAACCACGAAAAACAGCCAUGCUGUCGACAAAUCAAAUCGUCAAUUGCCUUUAACCCGACUGUUGCCCCACACGCUGGUGACUACCGACUUCGACGCGCAGAAAUUCCACGCGGCAGCAUCAUUGCAACUGCCAUUGCGCCUUGGAGCGUCCGCAGUGGCAGCUACAGACACUCGGCUCAUCGCCUCACCCUACAACGCGCCGGCUCAUCUUCUGGACCUUGAAACGCUAGACACACAAGACCGGUUGUUGGCGCUGGCGCUGGCGACCUUUAAGCCCAUCCGCGACGACUAUGCCACCGCGACAUACACCGAAUCCUUCAACUGGAGCGAGGUCUUGGAUCUGGUGAGGACAUUGGCACACGCCGAGGGCCAUGCAUGGACUGCGCAGUCAUUCUAUGUGGUGGUUUUCCGGUCGAAACUUCAAGAAGAUGCCGAUCCGGACCGACUGUAUGCGCUCGAUGCGCAUUCACAUCAGGAGGCGACUGCCAGUGGCGGGCUGCUGAAGUAUUGGUUCGGGACCAAAGAUGAGAACCACCAGAAUUUGGCAACGUGUCUCUGGCGCAGUCGCGAAGAUGCCAGGCUGGGAGGCCGGGGGCCGUGGCAUGCGCAAGCGAGGGCAGCUGCACAAGAGCUAUAUAAGCAUAUUCUAUUCACAACGCUGAAACUGGUCAUUAAAGAUGAGGCGACAUCUUGGACAAUCAGUGAUUGGGAUGAGACAUAG
Molecule: messenger RNA, 762 nt
Organism: Penicillium alfredii
Lineage: Eukaryota; Fungi; Ascomycota; Eurotiomycetes; Eurotiales; Aspergillaceae
Exons: 2
Coding region: 1-762 (253 amino acids)
Source: RefSeq, a predicted model, not a curated record